AUGGAUAGGCUGAUAAGUGUUUUAAAUAAGCUUCAAGAUGUCAUGGCGAUAACGGGGAAGGAUACGCUACAGUUGCCGCAGAUUGUCGUCGUCGGGGAUCAGAGCUCUGGGAAGAGUUCGGUACUCGAGGGCUUGGUCGGGAAGCCGUUCUUGCCGCGCGGUGUUGGAGUAGUGACGCGAAGGCCGCUUCUCAUCCACCUCGAGUACCUGCCGAAGAAGAAAGGGAGAGGAGACGAGGAAUCUGGUAGUGACCAUGUCGUCUUCAGCCAUGAUUCGAGGGUCUUCAAGAACUUCAGGGAAGUGAUGAAAGAGAUCGAGGAAGAGACUGAUCGAGCUGCGGGCACUAACAAAGGCAUCUGCUCAGAACCGAUCGUCAUGACGAUAUAUUCAAGGAACGCCGCUUCUAAUCUCACCCUCAUAGAUCUCCCGGGGAUAAUCAAAGUUCCGAUGGGAGACCAACCUUCGGACAUCGAAGACGUCCUCAAGGCUCUAAUCCUCAGGUAUAUUUCCAACCCUAACUCUAUCAUCCUAGCUAUAGUCACCGCUAACACUGAUAUAGCCACGAGUGAGAGCUUGAAAAUGGCCAAGGAAGUGGAUCCAGAAGGUGUGAGAACCCUCGCAGUGGUAACCAAGCUGGACAUCAUGGACACCGGAACCAACGCGACCGACAUCCUCUCUGGCAAAGUGAUUCCCGUCAAGUUGGGCGUAGUCGGCGUCGUCAACAGGUCUCAGAGAGACAUCGUUCAAGGGAUCAGUAUCAAGGAGGCCGGUAUUCAGGAAAUGAACUUUUUCUACAAAUACUAUCCCCAACUGGCCAAUAAACAUGGCACUUCAUACUUAGCUCGGACUUUACAAGAAUUGCUCAUCGAUCAUAUAAAAGCCAACUUGCCACAGCUGAGACAGAGGAUCCAAGAAUCUAUGGAGCAGCACAAGUCAGUCCUCCAGAGAUUGUCUGGAGCGGAUAUCUCCGCGCCGGGAGAAUGUCUCCUCAACCUUCUGACAAGUUUCUCGAACACAUACUGUGCCAAAAUUCAAGGCACGGGGAACGAACUGGAAAUGAGCGAACUGGGAGGCGGUGCUAGGAUAAGCUAUAUAUUCCAUGAAACCUUCGCAAGCGCACUUAACUCCAUAAACCCAUUAGCGGGAUACAACACUUCAGCCAUUCUAACGGCCAUAAAGAACGCUUCAGGAACUAGACCAGGGUUGUUCAUGUCGGAAAGCUGCUUCGAACUUUUGGUUAAGAAACAAAUAACUCGCUUAGAAAGUCCUUCGUUGCGCUGCGUACAACUCGUAUACGACGAACUGGAGAAGAUAAUCUACAGCAGUUGUCAAAGUCAGAAUUUGGCUAUGGCCCGCUACCCGAAACUUCAUCAGAAAAUCUUGGAAGUCGUUAUCAAGAUGUUGAAAAGCAGACUUCCUGAAACCAAUAGCCUCGUAAAGAAGCUGAUAGAGAUUCAAACGGCCUACAUCAACACGGCCCAUCCAGACUUCCACAUAAACGGUCAAGAUCACAUGGGAACGGACUAUCAGAUAGUUCCUUUCAAGGAGGAGGACCACCCUAGGGAAUCUGGAGUCACAAUCGAGAAUCUGGUCAUCAAGUACUUCAACAUCGUGAGGAAGACAAUUCAGGAUGCUGUGCCGAAGGCCAUCAUGCACUGCCUCGUCAAUUAUUCGAUGAACCACAUCCUCUCCGAACUGGUGAGCAUCUUAUACUCCCCCGGGAAGGCGGAACAGUUCCUCGAAGAGUCGGCAGACAUCGCAGAGCAGCGGGCUUACGCUCUCAGGAUGUUAGAGGUCUUGGAGAACGCCAACUCCAUCAUCACAGAAGUGAAGGAAGGUUACUGCUUGGUUUAG
Molecule: messenger RNA, 1854 nt
Organism: Nezara viridula (southern green stink bug)
Lineage: Eukaryota; Metazoa; Arthropoda; Insecta; Hemiptera; Pentatomidae
Source: the annotation of a GenBank genome assembly